GUUUCUCUCCAUCUGAAACAGAAGUUGCAGACUUUAUCCGAAGCGAAUCUAGGGUUUCAUCUCUCUCUCUCCUUUAAUCAUCAGAUCCUCGAAACCCUAAUCCUCGAAUCAGGUCUCAGCUUCUUUGUCCGUUUUUACCCAUCAGAUCAACAAAGUUUCAUGUCUGAACUUGAUUCCCAGGUCCCUACUGCCUUCGACCCGUUUGCUGAUGCGAAUGCUGAGGACUCAGGUGCGGGAACAAAGGAGUACGUCCACAUUCGUGUGCAGCAGCGUAAUGGUAGAAAAAGCUUGACAACCGUCCAGGGGCUUAAGAAAGAGUACAGCUACACUAAGAUACUUAAAGACCUCAAGAAAGAGUUUUGUUGCAACGGUACUGUCGUUCAAGACUCCGAACUCGGACAGGUUAUCCAGCUUCAAGGAGACCAGAGAAAGAACGUCUCUACGUUCCUAGUCCAGGCUGGGCUUGUGAAGAAGGACAACAUCAAGAUCCAUGGUUUCUAAGCUGCAUUGUCUCUAAGAUACUGUUUGCUUUAUUCUGCUCUGCUGUUAUCCUUACUGUUAUCAAAACACGAAGUUCCUCUUUGAUGAUCUCUUGUUUCUCGUUUAUUUCGAACUUCUAUAGUAUGUUCUUUGUGUUACUCUUGCUACUUGUGUGAUAUGAGAUCGUUAAGAAUUCCUCCUUGACUUCAUUUCUUGUUUGUCUUUUUCUACAAAUUCUGAAGAGUGUAAACUAGGAUACUAGGUCAAAGUGUGGAAUAAACUGAAUCGAUCCUCUUU
Messenger RNA from Eruca vesicaria subsp. sativa (arugula), 777 nucleotides. The record is from the annotation of a GenBank genome assembly. NCBI's taxonomy places the organism in Eukaryota, Viridiplantae, Streptophyta, Magnoliopsida, Brassicales, Brassicaceae.